GCGCCAUCUCACUGACCAUCAGGACAUCAGGUCAAUGAUUGCUGAGGUCUCUCUGUAGAGGUGAAUGUCCAGAUGUGUGAUCGUCAGCUCUUGGGAACAUGUCGCAGUCUCUGCUCUUGGUCGCUGCUCUCUCUCUCCUCGGUUGCUCGGCUGCAGGAAAAGUGUGCGCCCGUCCCCGUGAUGUAGAGAACGCAGUGUUCCGGCCCGGGAGGGUGGUGUAUACCCCUCAGGACGUGGUCACCUACACCUGCACCCCGGGAUAUAUGAAGGAUUCUGGGACUGACAAGGCCGUGUGCCUGAUCCUGGGAAACUGGGAGCACGCCACCUUAAAGUGCAAGCGACGACAAUGCCCAAAACCCAGCAUCCUGGACCACGGUAGGGUGCACUACACGGACAUCACAUAUCAGAGCGUCAUCCACUUCUCAUGUCAUGAAGGAUAUAGAUUACAUGGCGCCAAUGAAAGCGAAUGUUUACAGAGCGGAGCCUGGAGCACCCCCUACCCAGUGUGUGAGAGGGUGACCUGCCCUCCUCCUGAGAUCCCAUAUUUGGGGCGUCUGGAGUCCUAUGAGCCCCGGGAGGGGAACGUCUCCUUCUACCAGGACGUGGUGCGAUACAGCUGCCAGAACAACUACGCCCUGAUCGGGCACGAGAACGCCACCUGCAGAGCCAACGGCACCUGGAGCCCCAUGCCUGAAUGCCGGGAUGUAAAAUGUCAGCGUCCGACGGAGAUCACCAACGGGUACAUGAGCUACGCGCCGUAUCGGAAGUAUAACUACAAGGAGGCGGUGACCUACGGGUGUAACCCGCCGUACACGCUGGUGGGCUCCCGCACCGCCUACUGCAACAAAGAUGGAGAAUGGACCCCCAAGCCCCUCUGCCAGGCGCCGUGCCACGUGCCCACACCAAAGGCCAACGUCCUGCACAACGGCCGGAAGACGCGCGUGGACGAGAUCUCCCGCCAGCAGAUCCAACAUGGCGACGUCAUCACCUACUACUGCAAGAACAAGAAGGACAAGUGCGCCUACACCGUGGAGAGCCGCUGCCAUGACGGCAACUUCACCGUCCCCGACUGCUACAAAAAACCCGGAGUCUUCUCGGUAUUUUCCACUGACCCAUCAGACAUGACGCCGUGUGCGCAGGAAGCGUAGCAGAGCCGCAUUUAACGGAACGGCAGAGCCGAAUGUAACGGAACAGCAGAGCCGACUGUAACGGAACAGCAGGGCCGACUGUAAUGGAACAGCAGAGCCGACUGUAAUGGAACAGCAGGAACGAACCUGUAAUAAUCUGUAAUAGUCCUAUAAAAAUACACAGA
Hyla sarda is the source of this 1312-nucleotide messenger RNA. Its product is annotated as beta-2-glycoprotein 1-like. The record is from RefSeq and is a predicted model, not a curated record. Bases 99 to 1148 code for a protein of 349 amino acids. NCBI's taxonomy places the organism in Eukaryota, Metazoa, Chordata, Amphibia, Anura, Hylidae. The transcript has 8 exons.